Molecule: messenger RNA, 3008 nt
Organism: Scophthalmus maximus (turbot)
Lineage: Eukaryota; Metazoa; Chordata; Actinopteri; Pleuronectiformes; Scophthalmidae
Gene: prlhr2a
Product: prolactin releasing hormone receptor 2a
Exons: 3
Coding region: 445-1545 (366 amino acids)
Biological process (GO): G protein-coupled receptor signaling pathway
Cellular component (GO): plasma membrane; neuron projection
Molecular function (GO): neuropeptide Y receptor activity; neuropeptide binding
Source: RefSeq, a predicted model, not a curated record
AGCCGAGGAGCGACGCGGACGCGGACGCACGAGCCGAGGCAAGGACCGACACGGACGCAAGAGCCGAGGAGCGACGCGGACGCACGAGCCGAGGCAAGGACCGACACGGACGCAAGAGCCGAGGAGCGACGCGGACGCACGAGCCGAGGCAAGGACCGACACGGACGCAAGAGCCGAGGAGCGACGCGGACGCGGACGCACGAGCCGAGGCGAGGAGCGACGCGGACGCGGACGCACGAGCCGAGCCGAGGAGCGACGCGGACGCACGGCUGCGGGCGCUCGGCUCUGUACGCGCUGCUCCGCGGCCGUUGGUGCGACGGCGACGAGCGCACACGUCUCCAGAUGCGCACAGGGGCCGCGCGCUGGAUCGCACCUCUCUCCGCACGGACACUCCGCAGCUGCGAGCUGAGGCAGUCGACGCACGGCUGACAUCAGCCUUCUGGGAUGGAGGGCACAGGCAGUGGCUGGCCAGCCGAGCUCACUCCGCCAUGUGUGAUGCUGCAUGAUGUGAAUGGAAAUGACACAGGUCAGGUCUUUGAGGUGGCGCUGCAGAACGGCUCCUCCAAGCGCAGCCCUCAGUUUGUGGGCGUGGAGCUGCUCCAGUCCUUCAAGCUGCUCAUCAUUCCCUGCUACACCCUGGUGGCCCUCGUGGGCGUAUUCGGCAACUACCUGCUCCUCUACGUCAUCUGCUGCACCCGCAAGAUGCACAACGUCACCAACUUUUUCAUCGGGAACCUGGCCUUCUCCGACAUGCUGAUGUGUGCUACGUGCGUCCCCUUCACACUGGCCUACGCCUUCAACCCGCACGGCUGGGCCUUUGGACGUUUCAUGUGCUACCUGGUGUACCUCAUCCAGCCCGUGACCGUGUACGUGUCAGUCUUCACUCUCACUGCCAUCGGUGUGGACAGAUACUAUGCCACAGUCCACCCUCUGAAAAAGCGGAUCUCAGUCUUGGCGUGCACCUACCUUCUGUCUGGGAUCUGGCUGCUGUCCUGCAGUCUGGUGGCUCCAGCUGUGGCUCACACCUACCACGUGGAGUUUAAGAAUGAGGGCUUCACCAUCUGCGAGGAGUUCUGGAUGGGCCAGGAGAGGGAGCGGCUGGCCUACGCGUACAGCACGCUCUUCAUCACCUACGUCUUGCCCCUGUCGGCGCUCUGCAUCUCGUACCUGUGCAUCUCUGUCAAGCUACGGAACUGUGUCAUACCGGGCCACCACACCCAGAGCCAGGCAGAGGCUCAGCGCAUGCGCAAGCGCAAGACCUUCCGCCUGGUGAGCCUGGUGGUGGCCGCGUUUGGCAUUUGCUGGCUGCCCAUCAGUGUCUUCAACGUUCUGCGGGACAUUGACAUUGACCUGAUUGACAAGCGGUACUUUCUGCUCAUUCAGCUGCUCUGUCACCUGUGCGCGAUGAGCUCGUCUUGCUGUAACCCCUUUCUCUACGCCUGGCUGCACGACCGAUUCCGCGCCGAGCUCCGCAAAAUGUUCACGUGCCGCCGUCGCAUUGGCAUCUCGGCCAAUAACUGUGCCACAGCCAGUGUGGUUUUGUAAAGCUCCUGUUUUUAAAGGGCUACACUGUUGUUGAAGUCUUGGCUUCCUAGGGCAGACCACACUCAUCUCGUUCUAGAAACACACAGAAUUAGAUAUUUGUAGCAAAGUAGAGUUCUCAACUCUGUGUGGUUUCACUCAAGGUAUAGACACAUUCAACGUUGCUCUCUAACAUUGUUUUGACUCACAAUAACAGUUAAAAAAAAUUUGUUCCAUGCAUUGUCCGUCCUUAUCAGAACCUGGCGGCUACAUUAUCCCCGACGCAGGUUGCUCUUUAAGACAGUUCAGAUGGACAUUUGGGGGUGCUACUUGAGUUGCUGGCCUAAGAGAGCUUGGUUGCAUGUGACAGAGGCAUGGUAAGCUCACUCUUUACAAUGUUUUCUUAUAUUCAUGUAUUUACUUGUAUUCUUCAGAUACAACCAACACUGACUCAUGUGACAACACUAGAGGCAAUUUGUGAGAUUUUGUGGGUCUCACCACCAAGCACGUUCAUUACUAAUUAAGCCAAAAGAGAAAAAUUUAUUCCCAACAAAGGACUACAUCAUUUCUUAAAACACCAAUGGUGUUUUAUGUAAAAAUCACACAAGGAAAUUAUGAAUUAGUCAGGGACUGUUUUCAGCUGCGGAUUUGUUGCACUAGCAACUAUACAAGGCAGCAGGACGGUCUACUGUAUGUUGCACUGACUAUGUAUAAAAUAAAAUAAACUACAUUGGCGCUGUUCAUCAUAAUAACAGACCCUGUCUGAUGAUGUGAUUUUAAUAGUUUUUGGAGAAGAAUGAACACCUGUGGGUCUGAGUAGUAAGCUACAGUAUAUCAGGCCAACUGUCAGUUGGAUUAAAAUAAUUGCUGGGUUUGUCCUUUCAAAAAAGACAACUGGGAUCUGAUGACAGUAACUAAAAUACCUGUCACCAAACUUAUCCUAGCCACAGAUAUACCCACUGGAAGUAGGAAAAAAACAUUAAAAACACACAAGUUGUGCACUAUGUAGCUUGUUUGAAGGCUUAUAUGAUAAGUUGUGAAGAUUAAUAUUUAAUUUACGCAUGUAGGUUUCUCUUAAAAUAUACAUAAAAAAUUGCAAGUUAUUACAAAUACAACAGUCUGGUGAAAUACUUAGUGUCUUUAUUUAAAAAUUAAAACUGUAUUACGCUCAGCCUGUCUUUUCAAAUAUCAGAAACAUCAAGCUUGACAUUCUGCUCAUUGAGCUCUCACUUCAGAAAAAGAAGAGAUGAAGCAAACAACUCUCCAUCAUCCAGCAAACAUAAUCAUGAAAAAGGUUCUGAAGGCACAUCUCUGUACUCUGAACAUUUUUUAUUGCUACUAUUUUCUGCCAAGACAUCAAACAGGAUCAUCAUGUAAAGGCAUAGAUGCAGGUUUCAUUCAUUAGUGUAGUCAAACACAAAGACGAGGCUGAUUAUUACGGAUAAGGAGACCUAUGUGUCUGAAAUAAAGAUUCAUCUAAGCUAUUA